AUGGAUAAUGCGGAAGAGGACAUCACCUUUGAGAAGCCUAAGGCAAGCGGGAAAGCUGGGAAGAAGUCCGAAGCCACCAGUCGGCCGGACUCGCCCGAGCUUGAAUAUGUCUCGACGUCGGAGGCUGGGUCCUUCUCGAGGCCCAGCACCCCACGCAAUAAUGAUGUUGAACUGGUGUCGUAUACGCCGGGACCGAGGACGAGAAGAAAUUCGGAAUCGUCCCGUGCCUCAACCAGUAAAAAGAGAAAGAUUAGAUCCUCCCCGGAAGAAGAGGAGGAUGAUGAUAGGCGCCGCACAGGCAAAUUUACUGAUGAUCAGAGGAGAGAGGUGGAGGACCUUGUUAGCCAUAUAGAGGAGCUUUCUUCCACGGACAUGGCGGCUCUCGUCAAUGAAUGGCUGGGAGAGGUGGAAGAACUCAGACGGAAAUCCCAGAAUAUCAAGGGAUCCUUCACACGGAAGAUGAAGGUGAAGGUGGAGGCAUCGACCGAAGCGACGAGGAUCCUAGCCAUGAGAGCCUCCAUGGACGGAGAUGUGGGGUUCCUGCGGACAAAGGUACUUGAGAUGCAGAGCGAAAUAAAAACGCUUAAAGAGGAUAAUCAACAACUUAGACAGCAAUUGGAAGAUCUGCGCAGUGGAGCUCCCCUGUUUGCAAAUAAUAUGGAGGUGGAUGUCCCUGGGAUGAUCAAGUCACCCGACCCGCCGACGGAGUUUUAUAGUCCGAUAGCUGAAAUGUCUCAGACAAUGGAGGAAAGACCUGGGAGGGACGUUCGGAGAACCCCGAUGAGGCCGAGAGGAUCUCCUGUCGCCUCUGGCUCUAAGGGUCCCCUUAUUGGAGAGGACUUUACAACGAAGCUUACUGCGGCUAUUGGUCAAGCUGUAGCUGCCGCUAUGAGGGAAUACCUACCUGGGAAGGAGAAGAAGGGACCCCAAUUGGAAGCUGGCUUGCGCCGAAUCCCUGAAAGAACCAGAUUGCUGGACAGACUCCCAUCGUCCUCGGCUGCGCCCGAGUCACAGACAGAUGAGGAUAAAGUAGCGUACCAACCGGCUGCAAGAAACAGGUCGAGGAAGAAAAAAUCCCGGGUGACGAAGGAUGCGGCACCCCGCAUUCUGGAGAACAAAUUUAGGGAACGGUUAGAAGAGGGAAAUGCCGCCGAGGGAGAUCCGCCUCCGACGGCCCCGGUCCGGGAGGUGAACAAGCCGGAUGCUGUCGCAGUACGGAGGGGGAACAUAGAGACUGUCCGGAGAAGAGUCCCUAGAUCCGCGGCGGUGACUCUAUCCUUCCCUGAAGGAAUGAGAUUUGCGGAGGUUGUAAAGAGGGCUCGAGAGAAUGUUAAGUUGGAGGACCUUGGGAUACAACAUACAAGGUUGAGAACAACGAUGUCCGGAGCGGUACUAGUGGAGAUCCCCGGCAAGGAUAUGUCCCCCAAGGCUGAUACGUUGGCAGCAAGACUGAGGGAAACCUUUAGGGAUUCGGGGGUACGGGUAGCCAGGCCAACAUUAAGAGGAGAGAUUCGCCUGGCAGGACUGGAUGCUUCGAUUGCCCCGAACGAGAUUAAACAAGCAAUGGCUGAAAAAGGCGGCUGUAGUAUAGAGGAUAUCCGACUUGGACAAACCCGAGUCACUAGAAAUGGUUUCCGCACGGUGUGGGCGCAAUGCCCACUCAAUGCCGCGAUUGGUUUGGCACAGGAAGGAAGUCUGAGAGUGGGCUGGUCCACCUCGACAGUCGAUCUGCUUAAAAAACGCCCGGUCCAGUGCUUUAAGUGCUUUGCCACCGGACACGUAAGAGAAAGAUGCCCGAGCACGGUUGAUCGAUCUCUGAACUGCUUCAACUGCGGGGCAGAGGGGCACAAUGCCAGGAAUUGUGGCAGGCCACCGGACUGUCCAAUUUGCAGGGAACAGGGACGGAAACACGACCAUAGGGCCGGCUCAGAUGCGUGCCCCCCGUGUCCGCCGAGAGGAGGCUUAAGUCAAAGCCCACCAUCACCGCUACCACAGAGAAUACCGGCAAAUCGGAGUAUGGAGGCCGGGCCUAGUUAUCUAAAAUAG
Molecule: messenger RNA, 2046 nt
Organism: Wasmannia auropunctata (little fire ant)
Lineage: Eukaryota; Metazoa; Arthropoda; Insecta; Hymenoptera; Formicidae
Exons: 1
Coding region: 1-2046 (681 amino acids)
Molecular function (GO): nucleic acid binding; zinc ion binding
Source: RefSeq, a predicted model, not a curated record